AUGAAUAUACCGGAGCUCGAGUACAUUGCUAGCCAUUUGACCUUAGCGGAAUGUCGCCGGCUCGUCGCUUCUUUACAUUUCGUAUCCUUCGAACUACCGGCUUUAUCCGAGUCACAGCAAAAAAUACCCAAAGAUAUGUCAUGCUUAAAUCUUAUCAUGAAGUGGAAUAAUGGAAAUGAAGGUAAAGAGAAAACACACGAACACGUAGCUAGGAGACUUCGACAAAUAGGAAAGAAAGAUAUCGCUGAUUGGUUAGGUGUCACGGUUUUUCAUAAUCUAGCUAAAGAUGUAGAAGACGCACUAUUGCAUCCUGGAUUCAUUGGUGAUGAGAACAAAUUUAACUAUCAGUUUGUAACUUUUAAAGACAGUGAUACUAUUGAAAUUGACCAAUGGAAUAUCUUAGAUUCUAUAAUGUAUAUUAUGUUAAUUGGAAUUUUUGGCAGUAUACUGUUUACUUGUUGGCGAUAUAUAAUGUUAACUUUUACUAAGGAACAUAACCCAGGAAAUGAAGAAGUGGAAUUAUUAAGAAAAUUACGUAGCUAUAAUGAUGUAAAUAUCGAUGAACAAAUAGCAGAUGAAGAAGAAGAAUGUCAAUCUGGCAUAGAAAGAUAG
This is a messenger RNA of Diatraea saccharalis (sugarcane borer), 612 nucleotides long. Lineage: Eukaryota; Metazoa; Arthropoda; Insecta; Lepidoptera; Crambidae. The record is from the annotation of a GenBank genome assembly.